CCAGUUGCGUGGAUAUCAUAAGCCGCGCUCGUCGCCUACCGCUCAUUCCGCCGCGAGCUGCCGGCCACGCCGCACGUACGUCGCGACAAUGAUCGAUUACGCGCUCCCCCAUCAAAAUAUGCAUUACGAUCCGUACUACCCAUCUACUUCACCGGCGCCCGCGCGCCUUGACGAUUUCCAAGUUUUCAAGAAAGGAACUGCUUCUCACAUCUACGGAAAUUAUUAUUCUAACGCGCCCUACGACUUGUACCCAGAGCCCGAGAUUGACAGCGCCAUGAACGUGUACCACAACCUCGUCAGCUGUCGCGACUACCCUCGCGAUACCCGAGAUGACUGGAAGUACAAAGUCGUGGACACCUGGAAUGAAGAUGAUACCGUGUCCUGGAUGAUUGACACCGUCCAGUACUUGGGCCAUUGUGAAACUGAAAUACCCUUCUACAAUUUUAGAGUUAAAGGAUUUGAUCUGAGAAAUAUGAAACGUGAGGAUGUGCUCAAUAGAAUGCUUCACCCGAGCAUCGACCACAUAACUUCGAGACGGAUUGCGGAUAGUGUGUAUGAGAAGCUGCAGAACCGUCUCCACGAAGAAAUAUUACGCCAGUCCUCCAUAAUCAAAUAUGCAGACGUCGAUCCGUACCAUAGCCAAGAGUCCACAAACACGAUGCUCGACUUGGAUUCCCUGGACCACAAGAACAGACUGUACACCUCCGACUACACCCCUAACGACAGUACUCUCCUGCAUCAAACUGACUCCAGCGAUGACACGGAGGACGUGUUCCGUUCCUCGGAGACUGCGUCCCCGGAGUGCUCGUACGGCAGUGAUGGAAGCAAAUCUGGAGACGAAGAUGACAAAAGGAAAAUAUUCAAAAGACCGCCCGGCAGGCCGAAGGGCAGUGGCCGAAGACCGAUGAAGCGUCCAAGGAGUGUGUCCGUGCCGGAGUUCCUGAGGAACUUGCUGCUGGAUUCCAAGUACUGCCCGUCAAUCAUCAAAUGGGAGGAUCACUCUCAGGGAAAGUUUAGGUUCGUGAAGCCAGACGAAGUGGCGAAACUGUGGGGCCACAUGAAGCAGAACGAGAACAUGACGUUCGAGAAGUUCAGCAGAGCCAUGAGGUACCACUACCGACAGAUGGUGCUGGUGUCCGUGCCCACGGCGCGCCUCGUCUACCAGUUCGGCCACAAGGGACCCGACUUCAAGACCGACAACCCUAACUUUGUCAAAGUGAAAUCAGAAAAUGUUACCGAUAUGUCUUAUUCUUAGUUUAAAUUAAGAAAGUAUUAGGUUAAAAUUUGUUGAAAGUCGAUGCUCAGAGUAAGAUAAACAGUGAUAUGAUGAUGGUUACGUAUAGUAUCUAGAGUCUUGUCCUUGGAGGUUUAGGAGAAAUACGAAAUACAGUAAUUAGGUAAGUUCGAGCAGACAAGUCGAGAUGAUAGCUGGUCACAGUUUGAUGGCAGUAACAGCAGAGGAAAUGUUUGUUAAUGUGUGUCUAUUCAAUAAUAGUGUCAAUUGAUUUUUGCAAAAAGUCAUCGUUCCACCCAAGGGCAUUAUUGAAAUGAAUAGUUAUAAUCAGGUUAUUUGGAUGAAGUGGGAUCACCUCCAAGCUUGGAUGGUCAUUAGAUUGUCUUGGAACACUCUAACGACUAUUAUUUAAGUUCAACUUUACUUCAAGUUGACAACAUGGUUGACGUACCGAGCCAUGAUGGCCGCGUACGGUUGUUGUUGAGAUCAAGGGCUGAAAUAUUUAAAUUAGAUUUUAGUCAUGAUCGUGUUCUUUAUACGUAAUUUUUCUUAUGAUGUCUUUGUAUUAAUAAAUACGUAAUGUUUAACAAAUGUUUUAAUGUUAUAGUCUAAAUAUUGCUAGCAAAAGUCGAGCACGGCUUGCCACUUGGAGGUGGUCUCGAAGUUAAGUGUUUUGAAAGUUAUAUGAAUGUACUUUAGCUAAGAUAGGCUCAAUGUUUGAAUCGAAAUAGUUUCAAUGGUUGUACUCGUGGAUGUUGGAUCAAUUACUUGUUGGGUAUACUGUGUAUUGGUUGGAUACCGAUCGGUUGGAUUGUGCCGUCAAUUAACUCGUACCGACGAUGUGUCGGUAUGUCCAUAUUAUUUUUUUAAGUAAUUUUAUUAGUAUUUUAUUCUCGAUGUACGUUUGUACUGUCGAACAAAAAUUUUGAUGGUUGUUUAUGUAGGAACAUUACGAAUUUUUGAUAAAGUAUUUUUAAUUGUUGUUACCGUAUGAUACGUGUGUGUAAUGCGUAGAUGUUAUGAUAUUGCGAACAUUCCAAUUAAUUUAUAAAUAGUUCUAAGUUGUUUAGUGUCCACUUACUUCAUAGUAAACUUAAGCAUAUUUCAAGUUGCCAUAAUUAUGUAUUUGUAUACGUAAAACGAUAAUGUACUUAAUUUCAUAGUUUCUUUGAAUUCAUGUCAUUUCUCAAACUCUAAUAUGUCAUCGUAAGAUUCAUCUCUAAUUGUAAUUUAAAUAAAUUUUAUACUGUUAUUUAAAAUUCCCGUCUCAGUGUUAGUUUAAAAUUAAAAAUCUUAAGAUUAAAAAAGCGCGUUCGUGCAAAUAAAAAUAAAAUGACAAAAAAGAUCUGCAGGCCAAAGAUUAGUUUUGAUGGAAAAGAUUUUUUAAUUUAAGAUUUUAAAAGUAAAAGUAUCAUGUUUUUGACAAUUUAAUUUUAAUAUUUUCUAGUAUUUAAGUUUGCGACUCUCAGGCACACGCUGUGAUGUAAGAUAAAUUGAACAUUGUUUUUCUGUAAAUAGUUCCUUUCAGCCGUCACCUAACUAUCCAGUACCGCAAUGUUAUGUACAUAGCCAUAUAUUUUACCUAUGUAUACACAGAUAUAUAGUAAUAUAUUAACUUCAUUCUUCAACCAAAACUAAUAUAUUUAUUAAAGUAACAGAUAAUAUAGUAAUUUAUAAAAUAAGAUUGAUUUUACCAUAAUUAUAUUUAUUCAUGUAUCUUAAUAUAAAGUGACAGUACAAAGCCUGUGUCUUAACAGAACAACGAUUUUAACUCUCUUCACAAUAGUAUUUAGGUUCAUUUUGAAAUGUAUUAAGAUCUAAGUUAUGGCUAGUCUGUUGUAGUGGAACUUGAUACUUUACAUAAUAUUAAUGUGGAACUACUUUGGGGAACAAUGUACUAUCGGCAAAGAGUGCGGUAACCUGUGGAAAACUUGCUAUCUACUGGGCGUUUUCCCUUUGGUCGCUCGCGCUUAGUGCAUGCGAAUAUCACCUUAUAGUUGUCCGCUAACUUUGUCGAUUGUACCUACUCAUGUUACAUAAUAUUAUAUGUAUUCAAUAGUUAUAGGUAUCUUAUUUAAUCUAUUGGUUUGAUUUAGUUAUUUUUUUAAUUUUCAAAGAUGUUUUUAAUGAGCAUCGAAUUUAAGUACAAUAGUUUAAAAGCAUUUACUUGUAGCCAGUCCACAAUAUAUAUAAUUACGUUUAUGUAAUAUAUUGUAGUUUUCUCUAUAUAAGAUAUGUCGGCCAUGUCAUAUUCUCAAAGUAUUCCAUUUUUAAUAGUUUGUAAGUUACAAAGGUGCAUAAUUCCAGUUAUUAAGUAUUUAUAGGUGUUAAACAAUUUUGUUUCGUAUUAUGUUCAUGAUAAGAUUACAUUUUCUUUAUUUCUUAGUAAACUGUAGAUGUAUAAUUAUUGUGCAAUUGAUGAAAAGACAGAUUUUAUGUAUUAUUUCUUAAUAGUUAUGUGAAAAUAAGAAGAGAAAUAUACGAUUUAUGAAUGUGAAAUAA
Messenger RNA from Spodoptera litura, 3736 nucleotides. It is a transcript of the gene Ets, whose product is annotated as transcription factor Ets. Lineage: Eukaryota; Metazoa; Arthropoda; Insecta; Lepidoptera; Noctuidae. Gene Ontology annotation, molecular function: DNA-binding transcription factor activity, RNA polymerase II-specific; sequence-specific DNA binding. Gene Ontology annotation, cellular component: nucleus. The record is from RefSeq and is a predicted model, not a curated record. Gene Ontology annotation, biological process: cell differentiation; regulation of transcription by RNA polymerase II.